GCAGCAGAUCCGAACGCAUAACAGAACUCCGAACCAAAUUAAUGACACCCCACAGCGGAUAGAGUGGCGUCGGAGUCCCAGUGUUCCACGAGCAGCGGAAACUGGGAAGAGAAAAACGAGAGAUAGGAACUCAGAAGUUUUACAGAUGGAGGAGUCCAGGAAAUAGAGAGAUAAAAGAGAGGACGAGAAAGCGAGAGAUCCGAAAGUUUGUUACGCUUGGAAACUGAAUCGGAGUCCAAAACAAGAAAGGCAAGAGAAUCAAGGAAGGAAGACAGGUGCCGACUAGUGCCAAGGGGCGCCAUUGCCCGGCCGCGCGUCGACGCACGCUCUGUUCUGCCGGCAGAGGAGGACCGCCAUGGGCGGCUACGAGCUCGUCAGGAGCGACGACGCCGCCGCCACAACGCCCGAUCUCGAGUUCGGCGGCUCCACCAGCUCCAAAGCCGAACCCCUGCCACCGCCGCGGCCGCCAUCGCCCGCCGCCCGGCAGCGGCUCGUCUCCCUCGACGUCUUCCGCGGGAUCACCGUGCUGCUUAUGAUCAUUGUUGAUGAUGUUGGAGGAUUUCUCCCGGCGUUGAACCACUCUCCUUGGAAUGGUGUAACUGUCGGCGAUUUUGUCAUGCCUUUCUUCCUUUUCAUAGUAGGGGUCUCUUUAACACUAGCAUACAAGAGGGUGCCGGACAAACUAGAUGCGACUAAAAAGGCUGUACUUCGUGCGCUCAAGCUGUUCUGCCUUGGUCUUGUACUCCAGGGUGGGUUUCUUCAUGGCGUCCGCAGUCUCACUUUUGGUGUUGAUAUUACCAAAAUACGUUUGAUGGGUACACUGCAGAGGAUUGCAAUAGCUUACCUUGUAGCUGCUCUCUGUGAAAUUUGGCUCAAGGGAGAUGAUGACGUUAAUUAUGGGCUUGAUGUGCUUAAGAGAUACCGCUACCAGUUGUUUGUAGGAUUGCUGCUCUCAAUCAUGUAUACUGUUCUUCUAUAUGGUAUCUACGUUCCAGACUGGGAGUACCAGAUUACAGGUCCUGGUUCUACACAGAAGUCAUUCUUCGUGAAAUGUGAAGUAAGAGGCGAUACCGGACCAGGUUGUAAUGCAGUUGGCAUGGUUGACCGUGCAAUGUUGGGGAUUGAUCAUCUCUAUAGAAGAGCAGUUUAUGCGCGUACCAAGGAAUGCAGCAUAUAUUCUCCACAAGGUGGACCUCUUCCACCUAAUGCUCCAUCAUGGUGUCAGGCUCCAUUUGAUCCUGAAGGCCUACUUAGCUCUGUUAUGGCAAUUGUCACAUGUUUGAUUGGUCUGCAAUUUGGACAUGUAAUUAUACAUUUUGAGAAAGACAAACAAAGAAUUAUCAAUUGGCUAAUCCCUUCCUUCAGCAUGUUAGCAGUUGCCUUCUCAAUGGACUUCAUUGGAAUGCGCAUGAACAAGCCGCUAUACACGAUAAGUUACACCUUAGCCACUGCCGGUGCUUCUGGGCUUCUUUUCGCUGGAAUUUACACCCUGGUGGACAUGUAUGGGUUCAGGAAACCCACCAUCUCCAUGGAGUGGCUUGGGAAGCACGCCCUGAUGAUAUAUGUGCUGGUGGCCUGCAACGUCUUGCCCAUGUUUAUACAUGGCUUCUACUGGAAAGAGCCCAAGAACAACCUUCUUAAGUACAUUGGAAUCAGAGCAUGAAACUACAAUAGCACGUAGGCGAUUGGGGCCAAAUAUAUUCGGCCUCGUUGUUUUUCUAUGUUCGGCCAGAGCUUGACGAUUGAUAAACUUCCCUGCUGCCUAUUCUAUCAGCAGAGAUGACGAAUGGCUGUUGUUGCCACUUGCAGGACUAUUGCCCUCUCUGCGCUCUUAAGAUGCUCUGUAUUUUGUGUAUGAUACGCUCUGCAAGAGGAUCUGCUCCGUUCAAAUUAUAUAUUUGAAGGAGCCUAAGGCGCUUGUUCACAGGAACUAUAAAGAUGUUAGAAUGUAAAACCCACAUCAAGUUCAACUGUAUUUAAAAGGUUCAUCUGUAUUUUUUAGUUUA
Molecule: messenger RNA, 2006 nt
Organism: Lolium perenne
Lineage: Eukaryota; Viridiplantae; Streptophyta; Magnoliopsida; Poales; Poaceae
Source: RefSeq, a predicted model, not a curated record